AAAGCUAACAAUUCUUUAUAGGCUGAAAAGAAGGGAACCAGCAAUAUGAUUAUCGGUAUGAUCUUUGGAUGUUUUGCUUUGUUCGAGUUGCUGGCAUGCUUGGUAUUUGGAAACUAUCUUGUACAUAUUGGAGCAAAAUUUAUGUUUGUAGCAGGAAUGUUUGUCUCAGGAGGAGUUACAAUUCUCUUUGGUGUAUUGGACCGAGUUCCAGAUGGACCAGUAUUUAUUGCUAUGUGUUUUCUAGUGAGAGUAAUGGAUGCAGUUAGCUUUGCUGCAGCAGUGACUGCAUCUUCUUCUAUCCUGGCAAAGGCUUUUCCAAAUAACGUGGCUACAGUAUUGGGAAGUCUUGAGACGUUUUCUGGACUGGGGCUAAUACUAGGUCCUCCUGUAGGUGGCUUUUUAUAUCAGUCCUUUGGCUAUGAAGUGCCCUUUAUUGUUCUGGGAUGCAUCGUUUUGCUGAUGGUACCACUGAAUAUGUAUAUUUUACCCAAUUACGAGUCUGAUCCAGGUGAACACUCAUUCUGGAAACUGAUUGCUUUACCCAAAGUUGGCCUUAUAGCCUUCGUCAUCAACUCACUCAGCUCAUGUUUUGGCUUCCUUGAUCCUACUCUGUCUCUCUUUGUUUUGGAGAAGUUUAAUUUACCAGCUGGAUAUGUGGGACUAGUAUUCCUGGGUCUGGCACUGUCCUAUGCCAUCUCUUCACCACUAUUUGGUCUCCUAAGUGAUAAAAUGCCACCUCUAAGGAAAUGGCUUCUGGUGUUUGGCAACUUAAUCACGGCUGGGUGCUACAUACUCUUAGGGCCUGUCCCAGUCUUGCAUAUUAAAAGUCAGCUUUGGCUGCUGGUGCUGAUACUAGUUGUAAAUGGCAUCUCUGCCGGAAUGAGUAUAAUUCCAACUUUCCCGGAAAUUCUCAGUUGUGCACAUAGUGCUUUUUUAGGACCAACGCUAGGUGGAUUUCUGUAUGAGAAAAUUGGUUUUGAAUGGGCAGCAGCUAUACAAGGUCUAUGGGCUCUGAUAAGUGGAUUAGCCAUGGGCUUGUUUUAUCUACUGGAGUAUUCAAGGAGAAGAAGGUCUAAAUCUCAAAACAUCCUCAGCACGGAGGAGGAACGAACUACUCUCUUGCCUAAUGAAACCUAGUCUGAUGGAUCCUGGAUUGAUACAAAGUUGAGAAAUGAAUGCUUCUGGCCUUAAACAUCACUGUAGGAAGGGUUUCUAAAAUUUUACGCACAAAACUCCGUGGACCCCAUGCCAGUGUCUUGGAAGUGUCAACGUGCUUUUGGAUGAUCUUGUAUUGGGUUGUACUUACUGUGAUACUGAAAAGCAGUCCUGCUGAAUUAGCUAUAUUUGAAAUAUUAAGUAUGAAAGGGGUAAUUAAAAACAAGCAAAACAAAACAAAACAAAACAAAACUUAGUUUUUAAGUGACCAAACUUGUCCUUGAAGAUGUUGUUAUUAACUUGAGUUAGUUCUCAUUUCCUCUGUUUAUUUUUUAUUCUGAGUACACUAAUUCUGUGAAUGUACUUUUUUAUGAACAGGGAAAUAAAUGAACUAAUUUGAUAUGCUCUAAAUGUAUACAGGUGCUUCAAAAUAUAUAGAAACAUUACUAUGAAAUCAGUUUUUAAAAGAUAUACUUUCUCUUUGUCCUGAGGUUUUUCGGUCUUGUUCAAAAGGAAGAAUUCUUGCCUGCCAUACAGAAACUCUUAGCACUCCCUGGCUUUAAACGUUUCUAAAAAGUCUGUUUGUGUGAAAAGUACAAGAAUAACCAUACUUACAACUUCCAUUUUUGUAACUUACGUUCACUUAAGAUCUGGAUUUAUAAACAUUACUUGGUAUAACGUUGUUCAUUUCCUUUAAUGUCUCUGUUUUUUGGUUCUGCCAUCUGUUUUGUUUUUGUUUUUAUCCAUAUUCUUGGUAGAUGUAUUUCAUCCCUAGAGCAGGUCAGCCUCCUUCCCCUAAUGCAAAUGCUUGUUUUGUUAGGGAAGGGCUUCCUCUAACUUCGUGAGAAAUCCACGAUGUUGUUAAAGUGAAUAAAUGUAUUGUGUAACUCUCA
Mandrillus leucophaeus (drill) is the source of this 2048-nucleotide messenger RNA. It is a transcript of the gene SLC18B1, whose product is annotated as solute carrier family 18, subfamily B, member 1. Gene Ontology annotation, molecular function: transmembrane transporter activity. The record is from RefSeq and is a predicted model, not a curated record. Lineage: Eukaryota; Metazoa; Chordata; Mammalia; Primates; Cercopithecidae. Gene Ontology annotation, biological process: transmembrane transport. The transcript is spliced from 12 exons. The coding region runs from base 46 to 1137 and encodes 363 amino acids.